AUGGAAAUACAUCUCAACAUCAGGCAAGUUUUGUCUUUUCUUUUGUAUCUCUGUGCAUGUGUAGCUAUGUGUGAGUCCUUUCGCUAUUCAGUACCAGAAGAAAAGAAAAGUGGGUCUCUGGUGGCUAAUGUGCUGAAAGAUCUGAAAGUGGAUGCAAAAGAGCUUUCUGCUCGGAGAGCCCAGCUGGUUUCUAAAUCUUCCAAGCAGUAUUUCCAGCUGGAUCCUCAUUCUGGGGAUGUGAUAUUAAAGGAUAAAAUAGAUCGAGAGGCUCUGUGUGGUCAGAAUGACCCUUGUGUUAUACUCUCUGAAAUCGUGCUGGAAAAUCCAUUGCAGCUGCAUAGAAUCGAAGUUCAGAUAGAGGAUGUGAAUGAUAAUUCCCCGAAAUUCUCUAAAAGUCAAUUCCUUCUUGAAAUAUCUGAGCACAUUCCAACAAAUACCCGAUUCCCUUUGGAGAAAGCUCAGGAUUCUGAUAAAGGGGAAAAUGCUGUUCAGAACUACACACUUAGUCCCAAUGAACAUUUUAAGCUGGAUGUUCAAAGUCAUAGUGAUAGUAGCAAAUAUGUAGAAUUGGUAUUGGAGAAACCAUUAGACCGUGAGGUGAAUCCACAGAUUUCCCUUAUUCUAUCCGCUGUUGAUGGAGGGACCCCAAAGAGAACUGGCACAGCACAAAUAAUCAUUGAUGUUCUGGAUGCCAAUGACAAUGUGCCACAGUUUGGCCAAUCUGUGUACAAAGUGAAACUAAUGGAAAACAGCCCAUUGGAUACACUGAUUAUUAAAGUUGAAGCCACUGACAGGGAUUUUGGUUCCUAUGCCCACAUCACAUACUCUUUCAGUGAAGUGCCAGAAAAUGAACUCAGAUCAUUCAAGUUAAACAAAUACACUGGGGAAAUUAUUCUUGCAGGAAUAACUGAUUAUGAAGAAACCAGUGAUUAUGAGAUGUACAUCAAAGCCACAGAUGGAGGGGGGCUUUCUGCUUACUGCAAAGUCAUUGUAGAGGUUGAAGAUGAGAAUGACAAUGCCCCAGAGGUGAUCAUCACAUCCAUCACCAGUCCCUUACCUGAGGACUCUCCCCCAGACACAGUGGUGGCCCUCUUCAGUGUCAUAGACGGGGACUCUGGACACAACGGCAGAACUGCCUGCACUGCUGAGACAAACCUGCCCUUUGUGUUAAAACCCACUGAGAACAAUUAUUACCAGCUUGUGACGCAACAGCCUCUGGACAGAGAACAAGCCUCCGAGUAUAAUAUCACCAUCACAGCCACUGACCGGGGCUCUCCCAGGCUCACUUCAACAAGAAUAGUUCAUGUUCACAUCUCAGAUGUCAAUGACAACCCUCCAGUUUUUGAAACAACAUUCUAUGAAAUGCAAUUAAGAGAAAACAAUAUUCCAGGUCUCCUGAUUGGUUCGAUCCAUGCUGUUGAUCUGGACACAGAGCAGAAUGCCAAAGUGACAUACUCUCUUUUGCCUGGAAAGGUCAGUGAUGGCCCCACAUCCUCUUACGUCUCCAUCAACUCUGAGACGGGGAACCUGUAUGCCAUUCGGUCUCUGGAUUAUGAGGAAGUAAAAGAUUUCCAUGUGACUGUGAGAGCUCAGGAUUCAGGUUCCCCUCCACUGAGCUCAGAGGUGAUUGUCCGAGUUCAUAUCGUGGACAAAAAUGACAAUGCCCCCUUCAUCCUCUACCCUCUUCAGAACAGCACUUCCCCAUCAAAUGACCUGGUUCCCAGGGGGGCCGAGGCAGGCUACCUGGUCACCAAGGUGGUGGCUGUGGACAGGGAUUCCGGCCAGAACUCUUGGUUUUCCUAUCAGCUGCUGAAGGCCACAGAACCGGAUCUGUUCGCUGUGGGGGCCCAGAAUGGAGAAGUGAAAACCAUGAGGCCAGUUAGCAGUCGAGACGCCUUCAAGCAGAAUCUUAUCGUUGUAGUCAGAGAUAAUGGACAUCCUCCCCAGUCCUCCUCGGUAACUCUGAGAAUUCUCCUAGUGGACGGCUUCUCUGACCCUUACAUGAAAAGUGUGGAUCUCCCUAAGGAUGAAGCAAUAGAGGAGGGAGACCCCAGCCUGACUGUGUAUUUGAUCAUAUGCUUGGCUGCCAUCUCAACUAUUUUUCUCAUUUCUGUAGUGAUGUUUAUUAUAAUGAAGAUUCAGAAAAGCAAAAAGUUCAUAGGAAACUAUAACUCUGCACCUAAUUGUGCUGUGGGAUCUAAUUCUCAAGAGAACUGUGUGGAUUCUGGUACAGGAUCACUAUCCCGGGGUUACAACUAUGAGGUGUGCUUAACUGGCAGGUCCCUAAACAGCGAGUUCAGGUUUCUCAGGCCCCUAUUUCCUGUUUUCUCUCUGGAGCCUCCUGACACUCAGGUGAAUCCAAGGAGUUCAAAUGAUUCUGAAGGAGUCCCCAGUCAUGCAGGGGAAUGCCAACAUAUGAUCCAGGUGAGAGUAUAA
Messenger RNA from Rhineura floridana, 2436 nucleotides. RefSeq names its product protocadherin beta-16-like. Gene Ontology annotation, biological process: homophilic cell-cell adhesion. Gene Ontology annotation, molecular function: calcium ion binding. The record is from RefSeq and is a predicted model, not a curated record. Gene Ontology annotation, cellular component: plasma membrane. The transcript has a single exon. NCBI's taxonomy places the organism in Eukaryota, Metazoa, Chordata, Lepidosauria, Squamata, Rhineuridae. Bases 1 to 2436 code for a protein of 811 amino acids.